Molecule: messenger RNA, 917 nt
Organism: Clarias gariepinus (North African catfish)
Lineage: Eukaryota; Metazoa; Chordata; Actinopteri; Siluriformes; Clariidae
Gene: ankrd22
Product: ankyrin repeat domain 22
Exons: 6
Coding region: 287-748 (153 amino acids)
Molecular function (GO): protein binding
Source: RefSeq, a predicted model, not a curated record
ACGCCAGGAGCGAGCUAGUCCGAACUUCCGGGUGUUACGACAUGCGUUUGCCCAGCGGGGUGGGAGGAACAUCCUGCAUGUGCCUGAUUCCACUAUCUGUUUUAUUCACUGGUACAACAGAUGAGACUGAGCGCUGGGUGCUGAACAGAAAACACACACCGCUUUACUACUUUCACACUCUCUCCCACAGCGGAGAUCCUGGACACACUUUCAUCCGGAGGGACAUUGUCAGUCUCUCUCACACACACACACACACACACACACGACGCGUGACUGAGACAGCGCGAUGGGGAUCCUGUAUUCAGAGCCCAUUUGCAAAGCAGCUUACAGGGGUGAACUCCACCAGGUGUACCAGCUGCUCAAGGCUGAUUCCAAGAAUUUAAAUGUUCAAGACGAAUUAUUUGGAGACACACCACUCAUUGCUGCCUGUAAGGGUGGAAAUGUCAACAUGGUCAAAUACCUUUUAGAUAAAAAAGCUGAUGUGUCCAUCAGAAACAAGAAAGAAAGGACUUGCCUGCACUAUGCUGCAAAAAGGACAUUUUCUUUCUUGGAUUACCUCAUGAUUGUUAUUCUCAUGCCCAUCUUAUUGAUUGGGUAUCUUAUAAUGAAAAAGAUACAGAACGAGCAUGUGAAGCUGCUGGACAUGGUGUUAAACACAAAAGCCGACAUUAACGCUGUAGACUAUGCAACACUCCGCUUCACUAUGCUUGCCAGUGUAAAAGUCACCUACAUGUUUCACUGUUACUGAAGGCGAACGCAGAUACUUCGAUAAAAAACAAGGAUGGUGAAACACCGCUGGAUAUUGCAGUCAGACUAAAAUUCCAAACAAUCAUAGUAAUGCUUGAAAAAUCUAAAUGACAACAUUGACUGUUUGGGUGCAAAAGGCUGAUUUUGAGAUGCGUAUAACUGUGAUGAAA